Molecule: messenger RNA, 2306 nt
Organism: Trichogramma pretiosum
Lineage: Eukaryota; Metazoa; Arthropoda; Insecta; Hymenoptera; Trichogrammatidae
Product: neural cell adhesion molecule 2-like
Exons: 6
Coding region: 339-1190 (283 amino acids)
Biological process (GO): synapse organization
Cellular component (GO): neuron projection membrane
Source: RefSeq, a predicted model, not a curated record
AAUAGCCUCGCAGCUAUUUCAACUAUAAAGUUAUUGUGCAAUGAAUUAAUUGUGAACACAUUUUUUCAAGUGCAUUUUUAAACUUUUCUUUAAAUGCAACCUAGAGUUUCACAUUGACAAUUUAUUGACAAUAAGUUGCUAUUUGCUUGUGUUGCAUAAAUUAUCUGCAAAUCAUCUUGUGACGUUAAAAAAAUGAUGUCUAAAUUGUCACCUAUUGAUUUGAUUCACAGACUGUGAUUUAAAACUGCAUCGACAUAAGUUUUUUCCUGUGAGGGAUAUGGUAACAAAGAUUCAUCAGAAAAGGUGACAAUCUGAAUCCUUGAUUUCAAAACUCCACCAUGAGAAUCUUCUUAAUGUUGGUGAUCCUCAUUCUAGAGGUUCAACUCUACUUUCGAGAAAGUCAAGCAAAACAAGAUAACCUAGCCAAUUCAAUAGACAAUAUAGAAGAAAAAGGAUUAAAAUUGGAGCCAGCAUUCACGGGCAUGGCUAAAGAUGCUUUGGCCCAGAAAGGUGGAACUGCAAUGCUGCCGUGUAAAGUAACUGAUCCCGGCGCUGGAAUCGUUACAUGGGUAAGACGUAAAGACAGGCAAUUGCUGACAGUUGGACAGAAUACUCACUCAGUGGAUAAAAGAUUCAUGGUGAAACAUGUAAAUUCGGAAUGGUCACUGCUUAUACAAAAAGUCACUCACGAGGAUGCAGGUCUCUAUGAAUGUCAAGUGGCAUCUCAUCCGGUUCAACAGUACUUUGUGAGGCUGCGCGUAACCGAGGCUUACUCGGUGAUUCCUGGCGCCCCGGAUCUUCACGUUAAGCAGGGCUCGAAUCUGCGACUCGAGUGCCAGCUGAUGCUGGCAACAGAGGCGCCCGUCUACGUGUUCUGGUACCGCAACUCGCGCAUGAUCAACUACGACUCGGAGCCCGGUGUCAACGUCGAGCUCACCACGGCUGGCUCGGUGCUCGAGGUCGAAAAGACCCAGCUCAGUCACGGCGGCAAUUAUACUUGCGCGCCCAGUAAUGCCAAAGAAGCAUACGUCAUGGUUCACGUACUAGAAGAAGAGGAAAAACCAGCUGCCAUGCAUGGUGGCGAUCGACGCAAUCUGAGCCCGGCAAUUUUAGCAAGUAACUUUCUCGUGUCGCUUCUGGCCGCUGUCAGCUGGAGGAUACCGAGUUUUUCAAGCCUCUACCCCACGUGAACAGUCCGAAUUUUCGGCUUUGCAAGCGACACUAAAGCAGCAGGCUGAUCUUCAUCACCAUUCUCCGUGAGAAUAUACAAUAUCAUAUGCUUACCUCUGUUUAUCGUCUAUACCAAACUGCCUAAAAACUCAAGAUCUUCAUUCCGAUGCAUAAAAGUGCAAUUUAUAAUUGUGUAUACAAGUGAGUUUGUGAUAAUCGAAAUCGUGAAAAUAACAGAAAUUGCGAAGAAGAAAAUUCAAAUUAAGGACAAACUGAGGACACGCUUUUUUCCGAGUGCGUUUCAAGAUAUAUUUGAAGCAAAAUUUUGCCUGAUUCGUUUGCGAAACGGCCAAAUGCAUACCAUAUGUUUUGCUAGCCCAAAUAUAUGGACCUAAGCAAAGAUAUUCAUGUAUUAAUGUGACAAAUGAUAAUGUGGUAAAUCUUAAGUAAUAACUUAAUGGGACUUAUAUGAUUGUAUAAGUAUAAAAUAUGUUCACAAGUAAUCGAUGUAUAUAUUCUAAAUAAUCAGUGACACUUUAAUUUUUUAAAGUGGAUUAUAAAAAUUCAUUUUGUAAAAUACUUACGUAAAAUUUAGAAAGUAAUUAGUUUUUUCACAAAGAAAGUUCACUAAGUAACUAUCUUGAAAAAUGUCGUGUCAUAUGUUCCUUUUUUAAGUAUAUUAUGUGUAUAUUUUCAUUUUCAUUCAAACUUUUAAAUUAAAAGUGAAUUAUAUUUUGUAAAUUGUACAUAUGUUGAUAUAAAAAUCAGCGGAUAAAAUGAGAAAAUUUUGAAUAAGAGUUUAUCUAAGAGUCUUAGCAUAAUUAAAUAAUUUAAUCCCUCAUUGCAUAGGAAACUUGAUCGAACGUAAAGUUCAUGAUAACAGUUCAAUAUUGUUUCGAUAUGAAUAUUUCAGAACUAAAUUUCUUACAAAUACAUUGUAGGUACUAGUUAAAUGCAUCAAGUAAAUUCAAAUUAUUUUUUCAUUUUAGUAUUAAAUGGAGGCCUCAAUAAUGUAUUACUCAAUUCAAUGUAAUGUAAAAAAAAGUUUUCCUAACUAAAUCAAAAUAUUUUUGAGAAAAAAUACUGACUCGAAUCGAUUGAUGACAUUCAUUUAAAGACACGCCUGCUUUAACACA